This is a messenger RNA of Monopterus albus (swamp eel), 1957 nucleotides long. It is a transcript of the gene wdfy1, whose product is annotated as WD repeat and FYVE domain containing 1. The transcript is spliced from 12 exons. Gene Ontology annotation, cellular component: early endosome. Gene Ontology annotation, molecular function: protein binding; metal ion binding. The record is from RefSeq and is a predicted model, not a curated record. Lineage: Eukaryota; Metazoa; Chordata; Actinopteri; Synbranchiformes; Synbranchidae. The coding region runs from base 101 to 1333 and encodes 410 amino acids. Gene Ontology annotation, biological process: positive regulation of toll-like receptor 4 signaling pathway; positive regulation of toll-like receptor 3 signaling pathway.
CGGUAGCCUGACAGAAAUUCCGGGUGUCAGCUGAUCCUCUUGUACUGGCAAGCGAGAAGGAAAAUCAGCAGAAGGAAAACACUGCUGGCCAGUUACAACUAUGGCUGCUGAGAUUCAUUCGAGGCCUCAGAGCGCUAGACCGGUUCUCUUGAACAAAAUCGAGGGACAUUCAGAUUCGGUCAAUUCAGCCGUCUUAAUACCAAAAGAAGAUGGAGUAAUCACGGUUAGCGAGGACAGAACCAUCCGAGUAUGGCUGAAGAGAGACAGUGGUCAGUACUGGCCAAGCAUCUACCACACAGUGUCCUCUCCAUGCUCUUGCAUGUCGUACCACCAUGACAGCAGACGCAUCUUCAUAGGCCAGGACAAUGGAGCUGUUGUGGAGUUUCUCAUCUCUGAAGAUUUCAACAAGAUGAACCAUGUUAAAACAUACCCAGCCCACCAAAACCGUGUGUCAGACAUGGUGUUCUCCCUGGAGAGUGAGUGGGUGGUGAGUACUGGCCACGACAAGAGUGUGAGCUGGAUGUGUACCCAGAGUGGUAGUAUGCUGGGAAGGCACUACUGCAAUGCCUUGGCCUCCUGCCUACAAUAUGAUCACGAGACGCAGCACGCCUUUGUUGGCGAUUACUCAGGACAGGUCACACUGCUGAAACUGGAAAAGCAGACAUACUCCACCAUCACUACACUGAAGGGUCACGAAGGAAGUGUUGGAGCCCUGUGGUGGGACCCUGUCCAGAGGCUCCUGUUCUCAGGGGCCUCUGACCAUAGCAUCAUUAUGUGGGACAUUGGGGGCCGCAAAGGACGGACACUGUUGUUGCAGGGACACCACGAACGUGUUCAGGCCCUGCGUUACCUCCAACUGACGAGGCAGCUGGUGUCGUGCUCAGCGGACGGAGGCAUCGCAGUGUGGAACAUGGACACACAGAGAGAAGAGGCGCCUCAGUGGUUAGACAGCGACUCGUGUCAGAAAUGUGAGCAGCCUUUCUUCUGGAAUAUCAAGCAGAUGUGGGACACAAAGACGCUGGGGCUCAGACAGCACCACUGCAGGAAGUGUGGCAAGGCUGUGUGUGGAAAAUGCAGUUCUAAGCGCUCCACAUUUCCAAUCAUGGGCUUUGAGUUCCCUGUGCGGGUUUGUGAUGCCUGCUUUGAAACGAUUAAAGAAGAAGAUCGAACACCACUGGCUACGUUCCACGAGGGGAAACACAACAUCGCCCACAUGGACAUGGACCCAUCCAGAGGCCUGAUGGUCACUUGUGGAAGCGACCGCAUUGUUAAGAUCUGGGAUAUGACGCAGGUGGUUGGCUGUAGCUUAGCAACAGGCUUCUCUCCUCGCUGAUUGGCCCAUCCCACUACACGGUCUGCCCUGCUCUGCCCACUCUUCUAGUGUCAUGGAAACCCUUCUGUACAGUACAUCUCCCACCACGCCUGGGCUUUUCAGCUACAACCAGGCCUGCUCUCGGUGAAUGUGUGAGUGUCCAUAGUGUAACCCCCCACAUUCCUUUUGCUUCUCAAAACAAAUUCCUUUACUUUCACUGUCACUCCUACAUGAAAGUGUGUGUGACUUUUUUGCUCUGAUUCAAAACAAAACCCUAAGCACAAUGGUGUGUGUGUGUCUGUAUAAGUGAGCAUGUAUCGUAAUGUCGUCUCCUGUAGGAGGAAUGAUAUUGAUGUUAGUGUUUACAUUCUGAUGCUUCUUUUGACAGAGGUCUUUUUUUUUUUUUACACACUCUUGCACUGUAAAAUUUGGUUUCAUUACAUUGCUGACCUGCCAUUCCUGUAAAAACGUACACUAGCUUAUUACUGUGGCCCUCUAACUGCACAUUAGUCACUGUAACAUGUACAAAUACACCAACUCAUGUGUAUAAUAACCCUGCCUCAUGUGUAUAGUAGAUGGUUGCUUUAAAUGACUCACUGACCUAAGUGAUCAGCCUUUUCCUCUCUUUAUCAGUUUUCCUGUCCU